Molecule: messenger RNA, 2514 nt
Organism: Rotaria socialis
Lineage: Eukaryota; Metazoa; Rotifera; Eurotatoria; Philodinida; Philodinidae
Source: the annotation of a GenBank genome assembly
AUGUCUUCGUUUUUAACUUCUCUCUCGGAAAAAUAUGAUUUUCAUAAUGAAGAUCAAAUUACAGAUAUUGUUCUCGAUUAUUUCAAUCAAUCAUCGAAACCAUAUGAUGAUUUAAUUGAAAAUCUUCUACAUUUAAUUCAGUCUACUAAUAAUCAUAGUGCAAAUAUUAUCAAUUGUCUUAUCUGCUUAUUUCUUCGAUGGAAAAAUCUAUUGAACAAAUCUUUAUCGGGACCGAUAAUAGACGAAAAUAUCAUCAAUAAUUUUCUUUCCGAAUCAUUACCAAUUGCAUGUUUACCAGAUUUUAUUGAAAUAUUUCAAAUAAAAAAAGAAUAUCUAAUAAAUUUAUUAAAACCAUUAUUAAUUUUACCAACUAAUUCAAACGAAUAUAAACGUGCAUUGAAUAUCGUUGUUAAAUUAAAUUAUCAACUUGACUUUCAACCCAACGAAAUUCUUUUACCAUUAAUUCUCAAUUCAAAAGAUCAUCUUAUUGAUGUUUAUUUGGAUGAUAAUUCUCAAUAUGAAGAAUACCUAAUUGAUCUCUUGAAUCGUUUAUAUGAUAAUGGCGGAAAAAAACUUCAAGAUAGAUUAUCAAAUGAAUUUAAAAUAAAAACUCCAACAUUUAAUAAGAAAACUUUAUCGAAAUUAGCUGUUCGAUAUUGGAAUCUGUAUGGUAAUGAACAAAAUGAUAAAUAUCCAAAUUUAGCAACAUUACAAAGUAAACGUACAUUAGGCUAUUUAAUUAAUGUUAGAUACAAUAGACUUACUGAUGAAAAAACAAUGAGUGACGAGUGUUGGAAUGAAUUAGUUACAGAUAUUGUACAAGGCAAUGAUGAUCUGUCGGAAUAUUUAAUUGAAAUACUAGCCGAUAGAGAUGAUAUUGUAGCAAUGAAAUAUUGGAUGGCUCAGUUGGAUCGACCUUAUUAUUCGUUACCAACUUGGGUUCAACAAUACAUUCACAACAAACAAAAUAGUGAACCAAAAGCAAGCACACCGAAUCAAACCACAACAGAAACUUCUCCUGUUGAUCAUUAUAAAAUCCCAUUAGAAACUCACGAAAUAAUAUUCGUCGAUUCAGCGGCGAAUUAUGAACGGUUGCUUGAUGGCUUAUUUAAAAAUAACAAUGAAGAAAUAUUAAUCGGAUUUGAUUGUGAAUGGAAACCGGUGUUCAAUAAUACAUCCACAUCAAAACAGCGUAUAAGUGUCAUGCAAAUAGCUUUGCCAAAUGAAGUAUAUCUACUGGAUUUACUUGAUUUCUUUCGUACAUGUGAUCCUGAAACGAUUCAACAACGUCUGGCAAAUCGUUUAUUCGAUGAUGAUCAUGUAACAUUACUUUGUUAUGGCGUCAGAACUGAUGUUUCCAUGCUGAUUGCUUCGUAUCCUAUUUUCGAUCGAGCAAUUUAUUCUGGUAAAACUUUACUCGAUUUAUCUCUUGUGCAAAACGAAUUAGUUCAUAUUAACCGUGAUAUAUUUCCUCAUGUCACAACAAAUAAUACAAUGCCAUCAAAAGAUAAAGGUCUUAGUGAAUUAGUUCGUCUUUGUUUUGGUAAACCAUUGAAUAAAUCCGAGCAAUGCUCGAAUUGGGAACGACGACCACUAAGAAAUGCUCAAGUUUUAUACGCUGCAACGGAUGCAUACUGUUUGCUUGAUAUAUAUAAAUUUCUUUCGAAUAGUCUUCAGUCAUCUGAUCAUUUAAAAUCAUUUCGUGGAAGAAAACCGAAAAAAUUCGAAGCUACUAUUGCUCGUCAAAUCGAUGGAAAUUUUCAUCAUACAACUGAUAAUAAUAAUGUCAAUCAAUCUCCGACAUCCGAUGAUAUUACUCGUCCUUCCGGUGAAGUUAAACGUCCUCAACAAAUGAAAUUUGUUGUUGAUAAUAUGUUACAUGGACUGGGAAAAGAAUUGCGUGUAACCGGUUGUGAUACUGUGAUUUUAGGCGAUAACGAUCCGCAUACAGAUGCUAUACGAUAUGCUCGAGCAGAAAAUCGAAUCAUUUUAUCACGUGGUGCACCAUACAAUCUCUUACGAUCUCAUACGCUUGAAGGUCGAUGUUGGCAACCACCAUUAAAUGUGCCAGCUAAACAACAGUGUGCGGCUGUUCUGAAUUAUUUCAAUGUUAAAGUGUUACCAGAAGAUAUAUUUAGUCGAUGUACAUUGUGCAAUUGUGAAAAUUUUGCUAUUGUUGAUGGUCGUGAUAUGCGUAUUCUAUGGUGUAAAAUGAAUAAUUAUUCAUUAGAAGAUCUUGAACCUGAUCUAAUUAAUUAUCAACCAGAAAUGAUUGACAUGAAUCGUAGGACACUAACUGGUGGAACUGUUCCGUUAGUUUUAACCGGUUUAACAUUAAGAAAUUAUCGUUCAUAUGAGGAAUUCUAUGUAUGUAGUGGAUGUGGAAAAGUCUAUUGGCAAGGAGGGCAUUGGCGGCGACGAAUUGUUCGAAAUGAAUUGAUAACAGAAAGUGAACCUAUAUCGGAGGAUAGCGAUGAUGGCAUCGUUUUUUAUGAUGCUGAAAGUACUAUGUGA